Lymnaea stagnalis (great pond snail) is the source of this 19179-nucleotide messenger RNA. The record is from the annotation of a GenBank genome assembly. NCBI's taxonomy places the organism in Eukaryota, Metazoa, Mollusca, Gastropoda, Lymnaeidae.
ACAUCGGUUACGUUUUUGGGGAGGUAUCAUGUGACAGUAGAAAAAAGUUAGUUGCAUUUUGCAGUUCACUAAAAUCAUAGUUCUUUACAAUGGUAAGUCUCCAAAUACUUAAUACUUAUGUAACAAAAAUAUUUCGGCUAAAUCUGAGGACGGCUGCCACGGCGUCUUUUGGGUGUUUAUUAUAGUUGCAGUGAUUUUAGGGUUUAGGUUAGGUUGAGGGAUCGAUUUAUUAGGCAGGGUUCAGGCUCAGGGCUCAGGUUAGACGGUUAGUGUUAGGCAUCCGCAUAGGGAUCAUUUAGUUUUAGGGUUCAGGUUAGGCAUAGGAAUAGAUUUAGGGUUCAGGUUAGGCAUUAUAGGGAUCGAUUUAGGGAUACAUUCGUGAAAUUCGAUAAAAUAGUGGCAGUCGUCCCCGUAAAUUACCAAUAUUUCUGUAUAACGGAGUGUAUAGUCCAAACAAAGAAACACACUAACGUCCAAGCCCAAGUAUAAUAAAAGUAACUUACUUAUUGUCACUGUAGUAAAUCAGUGUGAUAGUGUUGAGUGAGUCAGUGACACUAAUUUACUUUUACAUUUUAAUUUUUGUUUUAUAAUAUUAGUAGUUAAGACUUUUUUUUAGCAUAGUGAUAGUAAAAACCAAGUCAAAUCCAACUACUAACUUAGUAACUAAUUUAGUAAAGUGUGACGAUAGUUGCUUAGAAUUCUUGGAAUUUAAAUAAGUAAGCAGGGCUCGUGAAAAGUAAGAGAAUGACAAAUCUUUUAAAAAAAUCGGACAUUUACUGGCCAGGGAUUUGCAACCUUUUACUGGACUGGUAUAUUGGGGCUGUAUAGAGUGCCAAAAAAGUAAGAUUUAUAAUGAUUAUAAAGGUAAUCUUUCAGGUAAGGUGCGGAUAUUAUUUCUGAUUGAAUUUUGUAUUAUCGCAUGCAAUCUUACAUGUAAUAUUCUUUAUAAAAUUUAGUCCAGACAGUAUUAGUUCGCACUAACACUACUAUAUUGCACAACAACAAAUCUUCUUUUUAUUGAUUUUCACAGCCCCCAUCGGUAUAUAGCUGAUAGUGCUAGCGUUAAUGAUCUCUCCAUUUUCUUGUUUUUUAAAAAAUUCACCCUACAUGCCAUAUUGCAAUUUUUCAAAUGAAAGCAUAUUCACCAAAAACAAAACAAGAAAAAAAUUAGAUUAAUAUUAAAUUAUAUCAAAAUUAUUUUUUGAUGCUUAACUUUUCAAACUAAAACUAAAAGCACGUUCACAAGAUAAAUAAAUAAAUUGAUAUAAAUAUUAUAAAAUUGGCGUGUAUAUUGGCUAGCUUUAGGAAAAAUUAAAAUUAUGAGUUUAUUAAACUUCAGUAGGUACCGGUUUUUGAAUAUGGAUAAUCAAGUGUAUGUGUACUAAGUUUGAUCUUGUUCCAUUCACCCAUGCCCAUGCAGGAGCCUUUGUUUGGAAUGAAUUAUAUUUAUUCACCCCGUAUAACCGUAUAAGAAAAAAAAAAAUUUUGGGCCCCUAUAAAAUAACGGAACAUCUAAUAAAGUUCAACCCCCCCCCCCUCCUUAUUUCAUUCUUUUUUGUGAACAUGCCUACAAUUUGAAAAUUUCAUUUAGCAUACCAACUUAAAAGUGGUGAGCAAACAUCUGGCAACAGGGUGAAAAAUAUAAAACAAAUGGAGCUAUGGAAGGUUGGGGGAUGUUGAAAGAUGCCUUAGAAAUGAAAAUAAGCGCUGCAUAAUUCAGUAUUAGUUAACUAUCACUGACUGGAUUUAAUUUAAUGAAGAACACGUAAGAUUACAUGUGAUAAUACCAAACCGGAUCAGAAAUAAUGUACACACCUGAACUGCAAGAUUACCGAUUAUAAAUGUCUAAUUCAUUUAGCAUCCAAUUAAUUAAAAGUCUAUGAUUUAAGACUUAUUUUUUAGUCAUAUAUUUUAAUAUUAUUAUUACUUUGGUCUUCCGCAUUCCCAUGAAAAUUGCUUUGCAAGCCAAUGCCAACCUGGCACUUGGGUCAUGGUCAUAGGUUUCCAAACCCUCUUCUUAAGUUCCAGUAGGGGGGAUUGAUUUGGAUUAUGAAACAUGGGUCACGUCGUACGUUUGGAAAGUUGAGUGAUAAAAAUAUCAUGCAUAAGGGGAAGAUGGCUGUUCCAGCUAACCGCCCUAACCUAAGGGUGUUUUUCACUUUUUAAUAAUUUUAAAUAAUAAAUUAUUUAUUUUACUUGUGACAUUUGCAACUAUAUUUUCAUUAAAUAUUAAAAUUUAUUGUAAAUUGAGGGUUGGCUGACUAAGUUAGCCAGGCACAUUUAACAAGUCAUUCACAUUUCUACCAUAGCCAGGUAGGAAAUGGAAACCUGGGUUGUCUUAAUAAUAAAUCUUUCCUAGAAAUCAUACCUCAACAUUGGUGGGGUUGUUGCAUGCAGAAAUAUUGUGCAACAAUUUGUUUUUUUUUAAUGAUUUAUAUAUUUUGUGUCACAAGAAGAGAGGGAUAGCAUGUGGUUGUAAUAGCUGUAAGAACUGUUAUGUAAACAUACUUUCACUCUGUUACAAGUAUCGCUGCUUUUAGUUGAACCGUGAUAAAAUUCUUGUGCAAUGUGUAGUAGAGGAGUGAUCCUGCAUUGAAUGAGGUGAUGUGCUACCGUCUCAUUUGGAUGAUUUGUAGAAGGGGCAAGUUGUUGGCUUCUUAAUGGUUGACGUGUGAGUGCAGGUGGUCUUGUCUGGUGUGGAGGGGAAAUGUUACAACAUGUUCCUGUCUUUGGCUACAAAAUGUGGGAUAAUCGGGCAAGGCAUGUGUGUAAAAACAAAGGUUCCUGUUAAGCCCAUAACUUAUCCAUCUAAUCUCUCUUCUCUUCCCUCGGCUCUCUUAGUCUGUUUAGCAGUGUUAUGUGAUGCAAGUAUGUUUGGCUGUACUUUUUUGGCUGUGCAUUGAAUGCUUUCUGCUUCAUUAGUGUUUCUGUUAUUAAACUGACUUUAUAUGAAAAGGGUUAAAGAGUAAUACAAAAAAGAAAGAUGAUCUCUGCACAGUUGGCAAGUUGCUUGGUGUUUACGUAACAUGUUUGGGAAGUUAUAAAAUCUAGUUUGGAUUUAGAGUAUUGAAUGUUCAAGGGCAUUUUCAAAGGGCAUGUUGUAUAACUGAAAGAAAAGAGUAGUCACAUAAGAUAAAUGACCAACCUCUAUUUACGUGAGUAGAAACAACACAAUGUUGAAUAUUUAUUUAAAGAAAAAAAAAACAAAAAAAAAUUGUUAUGACUCAUCAAAAAAAUUAAACAUACACAUUUUAUCUCCCCCAUGCAGACAUUAAGGUAAACACUAACAUCAAGUUUUGAACAAAGCUCAGUCCAUGAAUUCUUCUUGCACAUGAAAGACAUAGUGUGCAUACAUGGUAUAGUCAUACAGAUAUUUCAUUGAAUGUCUUUACCUUAAAAAUAAUGAGACUGUUUAUGCUAAGCUGUUCUACUGAAGUAAAUGUGCAACUAGAUAUAACCUACCUAUGGCCCCCAGAAAAACUGCAUCGCGCACUCAUUCCAACAAGGACAGUUCUUCUUACAGCCCCCUCAGGUGUUCUGGGGGGUGGGGGGGUGGGGGCGUAUUUAAAAGAGUUCAUAGCUGCAGAUACUGAAAUAUCACAUUAGGAAAUGGCAUCAGCGGGCUGUCGAGCUAAAGCUCUUUUUGUCCUCCCCAAAACACCCCCACUAAGCCCGAGUAUCGGGCCACGAAGUGGCAGGUUGGUGAUGUCCCUUUGCCAGGACAGCCCCCACCUGAGGCCGCCCCAACCCAAGGACACCCGGUAGGUCCAAAACUAUGUGUACACACAGUGCACAUGAUGGACUUUCCUAGGAGUCAGGAUGGUAAAUUUAUGUCAUAAUAUCUUACCCCACACAUCUCGGGGAAGCGACGGACGCCCUUUAAGGGGGUUUCUACAGUGGGUUUCCACCCCACAACUAGUUUGGGAAGUAGUUUGGACAAAACAGUUGCUAAGGAGCAGCUUUCUAAGGCUGUGUAGCUAGAAUAAUUGGUUAGAGACUUCCCCCUUAGUCUCUCGCCUCACAUCCAAUAGCGGCAACUUAUAAUCAUGGUCCCUAUCCUGUCUCUGCCUUUACUUCCAACUGUAAAACAUUGCAGUUGGAGGCCCAGUAGGUGCUGUUAAAUUUGUCAACCAGAGCCCUGGGAUGAGCUGCAGAUACUAAAAGUCUUCGCUCUGUAAAGAGAAAUAAGAAUUUUAUUUGGAGGUACUAUUGGGAAAGAAAUUUGUUGGUGCAACAUUUGAUGUUAGGAAGUAAUACAAAAAUCUAUAUAUUGUAAUUUACUAUGCUAAAGAUAUAGAAUUUCUUUCAAAUUUACAUAAUCUUGUACGUUCUCGUCUCGUUUAUAUUUCACACAGUUAAAAAUAAUGACAUAAUUUUAAAAAUUUUUGAGUCAAUUAGCAUCCUCUCUGGCACAACUAAAAUAGGUUAUAUUAAGCGUAUUGAUAAGAAUCCAUCUUUUUUUUAAACAUAGCAACACGGCCCCUUCCCCCCCCCCCCCCCCUUUUUUUUCCCCAAGAAAAAAACAGCAAUAGAGAUUGAAGUUUAGUCAAUGCCUGCCAUACUUAUACAAAGUUGGUUUAAUUUAUAUGCAAAUUUGGAAGUAAAUUGUGAAUUAAUUCAGUCGUUCAUAGCUUUGUCUUACCUGGCAACUAUGCUUCCUUUUGGCAUACAGCAGAUGCUGUGUACAUAAUAAACCAAAUCAAGGUUUUAUUUGGUGGGAGGGGCCUUGUUUGGGGGAAGGGGGGUAAGUUUUAUUGUACAAGUUGGGUUUUUGUAUAAUCAAAAUGCAUGAAAGUCAUUAAAGGAAGGUAACCUGCAAUACAUCGAGGAGAGCCUUUAGGGCAAAACAUUUACCUCACUUCACCGAUUCAUUCUAGAUGUGCUCCGUCACACACGGUUAUCUGAACUUGUUUUAAAUACGUGCUGUUAGAUCAAUCACUUUUAAGUGUUGUGUAAAUUCAAAGUAGAACAUUUUCAUUUGUAAUAAUUCCUAUUGUUUGAUGAGUUUGUAGUUAGGUGAUUGUAAAUAAGACAGGUUAAACAUAAUGUCUUCUUUGUAAAUAAGAGAGGUUAAACAUAGUGUCUUCUUUGAUUCCUGUCAACUGGGAAUUGGAGACUCCAUGAAUUUCCAUAUCAAUUUUUGUGGCGCUUUAAGAUUUUUAUGACAGAUGUCAAAAGUUCUUUUAGUUCCGCCAACCUAACAAUGGAAUUGACUAACUUUAUUUUACCCACUGAAUCUGUAAACCAAGAAAUUUCUGAAGAUUCACUGUUUCUUUUUCUUAAGGUAAGAAAGUUUGAAUUUGUUGAAUGGAUUUUCAUGGGGGGCUACAACUUGAGCUUUGUAAUGGCUGUUCUGGGGUGGAAUGAGAUGAUUAACAUAGUUGUAUUGGAGCUGCACUGAGGUGAAAGUAGGACAGGGAAACACAACGUCUUAAUAAUGGACUCGACAGCCCACUGGUUGAGAGAUUUUAUCCUCUCCAACUCUUUUGAACUCUUUCUGAUCUAAUCGAUCUUUAUUAAAUUUUGUUAGCAUUCAAGGUAAUGUGUAAAUGUUCUGUGUUUACACAUGGACUGCAUGUUCUGUAUUUAAGCAUUGAGUAAAUAUUCUGUGUGACACCUGUGUUCUACCAGCCCCACUUGAUGACAGCAUACUGAUGUGACCUAGAAUGUUGUUGACAUACAUAACAAGGAACUAAGAUAAGAUAAUUUGACCACCUGUGUCAUUGUAUGUUAUACAAAUAUGAGCCUUAUGUCACCCUCAAAUUCCAGUGCUGGAGUAACAUCUGACAUGAAACUGUUAAAAAAACUAAACAGACAUGUGCUGUGACUUUUCAACUUUAAACAUGAAAUGUGUGUUCACCACGUGUCACCAUGUUUUGUUAUGCUGAAAUUCCAGUGCUGGAGUAACAUCUGACAUGAAACUGUAAAAAAAACAAAACAGACAUGUGCUGUGACUUUUCAACUUAAAAAAUGAAAUUUGUGUUCACCGUAUGUCACCAUGUUAUGUCAUGCUGAAAUUGCAGUGCUGGGGGUAAUGGCUGACUGGAAACUAAAUGGAAGCGAAUGCUGUGUGUUGUGAUGUAUCAACUGCUAACAUCGAUGUUGUGAUUUCUUAAACACAAACAUGACACACUGUUGAAUCCAUGGACAUGAUUAUUUUUGGAUAGUUGCUACUACUGUGUCUAUAUUAACAUUAAUCUGUAGCCAUCUUUUGUUGGUUUCACAAUGAAUGUGUAAUUAGCUUGCUCAGUGUGAUCAAGCGCUCAGAAUUGAUACAUUGAAUGCUGGGCAGUGGAAAAAUGGCUAUUGCAGGGACAGUUGCUGAAUAACUAUUGCUAGGCUUGCUAAACGGCCAUUGCUAGGCAGUUGCUAAAUGGCUAAUGCUGAACAGUUGCUAUAUGGCUAAUGCUGAAGAGUUGCUAAAUGGCUACUUCUGGACAGUUUCAAAAUGGGUACUGUUAGGCAAUUGCCGAAUGGCUACUGAUGAACAGUUGCAAAAUGCCUUCUGCGAGACAAUUAAUACCAGGCUAAUACCUGACAGUUGGGAAACGGCCAGUGCCCAAAAAGCACUGGCCAGUCUCUGUUCUGUCCUGAAGAUAGAGGUCAGCCCUGUCUUGUCUGAUCCAAGGGUUUCUCAUCCCUAUUACAGGCUGGUGGUGGAGAAAAGAAAGAGCACCUGUACAAGAUCCUGGUGAUAGGAGAACUAGGGACUGGCAAAACAAGCAUCAUCAAACGAUAUGUGCAUCAGUUCUUUUCUCAGCACUACAGGGCCACGGUGAGUUGUCCUCUUGGUUAACUCCCUUUAAUUUAUCUGUCACCACUACAGGGCCAUGGUGAGUUGUCCUUCUCUUGAUUAACCCCCUUUAAUUUAUCCAUCAAUACUGCAGGGCAGCGGUGAGGUUCCCUUCACUUGAAUAACUCCCUAUAAUUUAUCAACACUACAUAGCCAGCAUGAGUUGUCCAUCUCUUGAUUAACUCCCUUUAAGAUUACUGUUAAUUACAAAACACCACAGAGCCACAUUCAGUUUUGAUUGGUGAAUUUCAUCUUAAAUAAGUCACUUAAGUCAUCAGAAAUUUAAUUUUUAAAAACUUUAAUUAACAUUAACAUACAUUUUUUCAUGUAAAACAUUUAAACAAAUUUUGAGGUUGAUGAUCACAAGGGUAAAAAUUAACAUUUAAAUUUUGCUGAUCAUUAGUUACUUCAUGUCAUUUGAGCAUGUAAAUUACCCCAAGCAAAUUGAUGACUUAUUUCAUGGCAGAUUGGUGUAGACUUUUCUAACUUGACUUAUUUCAUGACAGAUUGGUGUUGACUUUGCACUGAAAGUUCUAAACUGGGAUGCAGAUACAUUGAUACGGUUACAGUUAUGGGAUAUUGCAGGUAAUUAAACCAUUAGUUUGGUAACAGUUUUUGGAUAUUGUAGGUAAUUAAACCAUUAGUUUGAUUAUAGUUAUGGGAUAUUGCAGGUAAUUAAACCAUUAGUUUGGUAAUAGUUUUUGGAUAUUGUAGGUAAUUAAACCAUUAGUUUGAUUACAGUUAGGGGAUAUUGCAGGUAAUUAAACCAUUAGUAGUUUGAUUACAGUUAUGGAAUAUUGCAGGUAACUAAACCAUUAGUUUUAUUGCAGUUAUGGACUAUUCCUGCUAAAUAACCCCAAUAGGAAAAUUGAAUAGGAAAAUAGUUACAGUUUGGGGGGUGGGGUGGGGGGGAGUGGUAGCAGGACCCCUGAGAUGUGAACGCUCUCUUGCACCCAGCCUUAAAAGUAUGUCACUUUCUAAAUCCAAUAGGGCAAGAGAGGUUUGGGAACAUGACGCGAGUGUAUUACAAAGAAGCCGUCGGGGCGUUUGUCGUCUUUGAUGUGACGAGGGCAUCAACAUUUGAUGCUGUUGUAAAAUGGAAGGGUGAUCUGGACAACAAGGUCCAGCUGACGGACGGCUCACCAGUUCCUUGUGUUUUAUUGGCUAAUAAGGUGAGUUGCAUUGGUUAAUUAGGUGAGUUGUAUUGGCUGAUAAGGUGAGCUGUACUGGUUAAUUAGGUGAUCUGUAUUGGCUAAUAAAAUGAAUUAUAUUAGUUAAUUAGGUGAGUUGUAUUGGCUUGAAUUUUGUUAUGGUCAAUACAUAAUCAAAGAAUUAUUUAAAUAAAUAAUCAUACAUUUAUGUCCAUUAAUUAUGUUAGAAUUAAGACAAUAACUAAUCAUUCCUGCCAAUAAAUAUUACCAUAGAAAUAUGGGGGCCAUCCAUAAAUGAUGUCGCACUAUUUCGGGCAAUUUUUAUAUCCCAAAUCAUCACAAAAUUGUCACAAAGAUUAGACACACUUGAUCACUAAUUACCCCUGUCAUUCAUAGACAACCCCUAUAUCAGUCAAUAAUGACUGAAUUCUGUCCAUAAAAUAUUCAUAGAGCUGUGUCAUAAUGAUGAACAUCAUAAUCCCAACCAACAAAGGAAUAGUUGCAUAGAUCAACUACCAAAGAAACAGCCGGACACUGGAAUCCUUCAAAACCAAUUUAAAAAACACAUCUAUUUCGCAAACACCUGCGGGGGUGAUGUUGUCUACCAUCUUUUCCAGUUAGCUAUUAUCUCCUGGAUGUAUAUUGGCUUGUGUUGUUUAUAGUUGAAAGGGAUGAAAGACUUUAAAUGUGUAUGCUCGUUUGUAGCUUUUGUAGUGUUACGUUUUGUGUUUUAAUGUGGUAAAAUAUAGAUUGCUUCAUUUCUCUUUUAAUAUGGUUGAUUUUGUACCGUGCUUCGAGCGUUUGGGGAUGAAGCGUGAUUUUUAAAAAAUAAACUUCAUUAGCAUUAUUAUUAUUAUAUAUUCCAAUACCCAAUGUACAUGUCAAGCGUCCCAAUGUACAUGUCCUACUGCUCCGUCUACAUGUCACACAGCCCAAUGUACAUGUCCUACUGCUCUGUCUACAUGUCACACAGCCCAAUGUACAUGUCCUACUGCUCCGUCUACAUGUCACACAGCCCAAUGUACAUGUCCUACUGCUCCGUCUACAUGUCACACAGCCCAAUGUACAUGUCCUACUGCUCCAUCUACAUGUCACACAGCACAAUGUACAUGUCCUACUGCUCCAUCUACAUGUCACACAGCCCAAUGUACAUGUCCUACUGCUCCGCCUACAUGUCACACAGCCCAAUGUACAUGUCCUACUGCUCCGCCUACAUGUCACACAGCCCAAUGUACAUGUCCUACUGCUCCGUCUACAUGUCACACAGCCCAAUGUACAUGUCCUACUGCUCCGUCUACAUGUCACACAGCCCAAUGUACAUGUCCUACUGCUCCGUCUACAUGUCACACAGCCCAAUGUACAUGUCCUACUGCUCCGUCUACAUGUCACACAGCCCAAUGUACAUGUCCUACUGCUCCGUCUACAUGUCACACAGCCCAAUGUACAUGUCCUACUGCUCCGUCUACAUGUCACACAGCCCAAUGUACAUGUCCUACUGCUCCGUCUACAUGUCACACAGCCCAAUGUACAUGUCCUACUGCUCCGUCUACAUGUCACACAGCCCAAUGUACAUGUCCUACUGCUCCAUCUACAUGUCACACAGCCCAAUGUACAUGUCCUACUGCUCCAUCUACAUGUCACACAGCCCAAUGUACAUGUCCUACUGCUCCGCCUACAUGUCACACAGCCCAAUGUACAUGUCACACAGCCCAAUGUACAUGUCCUACUGCUCCGUCUACAUGUCCCACAGCCCCAUCUAAAACAACACUUUUAUUAUGCUUUACCACUAUAAAAUCAGUCUUAAAACAACAUCUCUCUAGAAUCAGACUUAAAACAACACCUCUAUAAAAUCAGUCUUAAAACAACACCUCUAUAUAGUUAGUCUUAAAAUAACACCUUUAUAAAAUCAGUCUUAAAACAACACCUCUAUAUAGUUAGUCUUAAAAUAACACCUUUAUAAAAUCAGUCUUAAAACAACACCUCUAUAUAGUUAGUCUUAAAAUAACACCUUUAUAAAAUCAGUCUUAAAACAACACCUCUAUAUAGUUAGUCUUAAAAUAACACCUUUAUAAAAUCAGUCUUAAAAAAAAACCUCCAUAUAAUUAGUCUUACAACAAAACCAUGAUAAAAACUAUCAAAAAUGAAAGUAAUAAUAUAUUUCUCCUGUCUUUUGCAACACACAAUACCACAAGCCGCUCUAGACAUGAACUAUGGCUUAGUAACAUAGUAAACUACAUGUCUUCUGCUCAGGUUGAUCUGCCUGCACAUACAAUGGAAAUUUAAUGUACUUUUUUUUCCUUUAAUGACAUUUGUGUUUAAUUAGUUUUAACAACAGCCACACUUAAGGUGACUUAUCACCCCCCCCUCCCAGAGCCACACUUACGGUGACAUCAUCACCCUCCCAGAGCCACACAUAGGCUGACUUAUCACCUCUCCCAGAGCCACAAUUAUUCUGACUUAUCAUCCCCCUUCCAGAGCCACACUUAGGGUGACAUCAUCACCCUCCCAGAGCCACACAUAGACUGACUUAUCACCUCUCCCAGAGCCACAAUUAUUCUGACUUAUCAUCCCCCUUCCAGAGCCACACUAAUGGUGGGUGACUUACUAUCCCAGCCCCAGAGCCACACUAAUGGUGGGUGACUUAUCAUCCCAGCCCCAGAGCCACACUAACGGUGACUUAUCAUCCCCCCAUCCUCCCAGAGCCACACUUAGGGUGACUUAUCACCCCGCCCCCCUCCCAGAGCCACACUUAGGGCUACUCUUAAUUAAACCAACUCCCUCUCCCAGGACUGUGUAAGUAAUAAAUGGUUUGCCAGGUACACUUUAGAAAGGUAUUCACUGGCUGUGUGCACAGUUCUAAAACAUAUUUCACUGCAACAUGCUGAUUGAAAGCCAUAAUAUCUCAUUGUGAAAGUGGUGAGUCAUACAUAUUUCAUUGUUACUAUGCUAAAUGUCAGACAUAUAUCAUUGUUACAGUGCAAAAUUUGUGACAUAUCAUUGUUACAUUUCUAAAUGUCACACAUGUAUCAUUGUUACUGCUAAAUGUAUCCCCUAUAUCAUUGCUACAGUGCUAAAUGUAACCCCUGUAUCAUUGUUACAGUGUGACCAGGCCAAGGAGGGGCUGGUCAACAACGUGACACAGAUGGAUGAGUUCUGUAAAGAGAAAGGAUUUAUGGGCUGGUAUGAAACAUCGGCCAAAGAAAACAUAAACAUAGAUGAGGCUGCCAGGUUUUUAGUCACAAAGGUAACGAAAUAAAUUGUUUGGAUUGAUGGGCUUAGUUUAACACUGAGCUGUGAGUGUCUUAGUUUAACACAGGGCUGUCAAUGUCUUAGUUCAACACAUCUACUGUAAGUAGACUCAAGGGCUGUGAGUGUCUUAGUUCAAAACUGAGUUGUGAAUGUCUUAGUUCAACACAGGGAUGUGGUUGUCUUAGUUCGGCACAUCUACUGUAAGUAGACUCUAGGGCUGUGAGUGUCUUAGUUCGACACAUCUACUGUAAGUAGACUCUUGGGCUGUGAGUGUCUUAGUUCAACACAUCUACUGUAAGUAGACACUAGGGCUGUGAGUGUCUUAGUUCAACACAUCUACUGUAAGUAGACACUAGGGCUGUGAGUGUCUUAGUUCGACACAUCUACUGUAAGUAGACUCUUGGGCUGUGAAUGUCUUAGUUCAACACAUCUACUGUAAGUAAACUCUUGGGCUGUGAGUGUCUUAGUUCAACACAUCUACUGUAAGUAGACACUAGGGCUGUGAGUGUCUUAGUUCAACACAUCUACUGUAAGUAAACUCUAGGGCUGUGUCUUAGUUCGACACAUCUACUGUAAGUAGACACUAGAGCUGUGAGUGUCUUAGUUCAACACAUCUACUGUAAGUAAACUCUAGGGCUGUGAGUGUCUUAGUUCAACACAUCUACUGUAAGUAGACACUAGGGCUGUGAGUGUCUUAGUUCAACACAUCUACUGUAAGUAAACUCUAGGGCUGUGAGUGUCUUAGUUCGACACAUCUACUGUAAGUAAACUCUAGGGCUGUGAGUGUCUUAGUUCAACACAUCUACUGUAAGUAGACACUAGGGCUGUGAGUGUCUUAGUUCAAAAAAUCUACUGUAAGUAGACUCUAGGCCUGGUGGUUCCUUAGUUCAACCCAUGGGCUGCAAAUAAACUCUAGGGCUGAUUGUGUCUUAGAGUUUAAUAAACCCUUGGGCUGAAAACCUAAAAGUAGUUCUUCUUAUUUUGCCAAGACAAAAUCUAGGAGCUGCUCAUAUGGGGUGAACACUUCAGCAUAAUUUCUGGUUCAGUAUUGUAAGGUUUUGAUGGCAUCAGUCCCAAUGGUGCUGGAGAUACUUGGUUGUGAUGCUAUCAUUUGUGGUGCUUAUAGAGACUUGUGUAAGAAAUGCUGUUUUUUGAUGUGAUAAGAUUGUGAUUGUUGUGUAAUUGGUGUGAUGUGAUUAGGGUCCUGCUGUUGAGGCGAUAUGAUUGUGAUCCUGUUAUUAUAUGAUAACAUUGUGGUCAUCUUAUUGAUGUGAUAUGAUUGUGAUUGUGGUCCUUACAUCAGGCCUGCCUACAGAGUCACUCCCUCCUCCAAAAUGAUAUUUUAAGUAAUAAAAUGAUAUUUUAGUUUUUACUAUUUUUUAAAUGUUUUACUAUUUUAUUUCUUUCAAACAAACAUAAAUUGAAAUAUGUUCCACUCUAGGAGUUAUUGCCCCUUUCAAACAAUGAUGGAAAUACGUACCUUUCUAAAAGGAGUUCUGCCCAUCAGGCUAGAUAAUAUAUAUAAGAGAGUGUACAUCAAAAGUGGGUUAUGCAGGACUGGCUGAGGCUCUUACAGGGUAUCAGCUUUAUGUUUUCCUUGAUUUACUUUAGUGUCAUUGGCUUCUCUUAAAAUGUUAUUACCACAGUGGGACUGAGCUUAUUCAUGAGGAACAAAAUACAAUAAAGAAAUUUAUUUAAGGGGGAACAAUUUCCUUGGAAUUCUGCAGGCGCUCUCACUUUUCUCACAAAACUUUUAUUUGCUUUGGGAUGAAAUUCAUAUUACUUACCUUGAAGUUUUGUAUUGAGGCUGCAAAAAGUGUAAAAAUAUGAAAGACUGGUAUGGGUAGGCAGGUCUGCCAUAUUGAUGCGCAGUUACUAUGGGUAGUGGUUGUAGACACAUUAUCAUUGUCCUGUUAUUGAUGGGGUAGGCAGGUCUGUCAUAUUGAUGCGCAGUUAAUAUGGAUAAUGGUUGUAGACAAAUUAUCAUUGUCCUGUUAUAAAGAAACUUUCCUCGUUAGGUGUCAAUUUAAAUAUUUAAAUAUUCAGGCUUGGAAACUGAACUUUUUAACAAAUCGACCACAAUAUGUCAAAGUAAAUAACCAAGUAGCUCUAACCAGAGAAAUAAGCACCAGGGCACCACGAGGCUGCGUUCUCUCUCCUGUACUGUAUACCAUAUAUACAGAUGAUAUUCAAAGCUCAAGCGACACCGUUCCAAUCUUAAAAUUUGCUGAAGAUACCACCAUUGUUGGUUUAAUAUCUGAAGGAGAAGGCAUAUACCGUAACUUAGUUACGAGCUUUAUCAAUUGGUGCGAUGAAAAUUUUCUCCAGUUGAAUGUCUCAAAAACUAAAGAAAUGGUUGUUGAUUUCAGGAGGGGGAAACACCAGAUUACAGAUCUCAACAUAAAAAAUCAAAAUGUGGAGAAAUUGGAGGCAUACAAGUACUUAGGUGUCACCAUUAAUAAUAAGCUAACAUGGCAUGAGCAUGGCCAAAUACUGUACAAGAAAUUCAACAAAAGACUGUUCUACCUCAAAAAACUACAAUUUUGUUGUAAACAAGCAAGUCUUUAACUUAUUCUAUUGUGCAACUAUUGGAAGCCUCCUUAAUUUCAAUAUUACCUGCUGGUGUGGGAAUUCAACGUCUGAUAUUAAACACAGCAUAAACCGACUAAUCAAGAAAGCUAGGAACAUAACACAAACUAAACAUCCUUUACUUGAAGAACUAUUUGAAGAAGGAUGUUUUUGCAAAACUACACACAUUUUGAUGAUACAUCCCACCCUCUUCAUCACAGAUACUUAGGAUUGGGCCGUUCGGGACAAAUUCUUUCCAUCGGGGCGAGGACUGACAGAUAUAAAAAUUCUUUUGUUCCCCAAUCUGUACAAAUUUACCGGCAUGCUUCCUCUGAAGUCACACACCUGAAUGAGAUCUAAUAAGUCCCCGAUUUUGCUAAGAGAACUCACUGAAUGGCUGUUUGAAAUAAUUUAUUAUAAAUGUCUUGUGUUCAAAUUGUUUUAUUUUUUACCUGAAAAUGUAUAAUGCAAUCAAAAAACAUUUCCAUUUAUUUGGAUCAAUAAAAGAAUCUUAUCUUAUAUAGGGUAGGCAGGUCUGCCAUAUUGAGGCGCAGUUACUAUGGGUAGUGGUUGUAGACACAUUGUCAUUGUCCUGUUAUUGAUAGGGUAGGCAGGUCUGUCAUAUUAAGGUGUAGUUAUUAUGGGUAGUGGUUGUAGACACAUUAUCAUUGUCCUGUCAUUGAUAGGGUAGGCAGGUCUGCCAUAUUGAUGCGCAGUUAAUAUGGGUAGUGGUUGUAGACACAUUAUCAUUGUCCUGUUUUUGAUGUGCUUUGAUAAUGGCUGCAUCCCCAGAUAUUAGAGAAAGACAUGGCCAACAAGCUUGGGGAGGAGAACCGCGACCAGGACAGGUUCAAGAUCAACCCGACGGAAGACAGCAAACCCGACAAGAAGUUUACCUGCUGCUGACGACUGGAAAUGUUAAUGGAUUUCAACCAUUCUUCCAAACAUCGCUCACAAACUCACUCUAAUUAGCUAAAGAAGAAAAAAAAAUCAAAUUUAAUGUUUUAAAAAAAUAAUAUCCCGAAAUUAAGAUUGAAUCUUAAUCAGAUAAUUAGCCAGCUGUUACCUACAUUAACUACAUCAUGGCCAAAAAAUGUAUAAGAAUUAAUUUUUGCAAAAUAUUUCUUUUCAGGAAUGCAAAAAAAGUUUCGGGGCCAAAAUAAUUUUUUGACUUAACACACUUUGACUAUUAGUCCAGUCAUUAAUCCAAGUUUUGCUCAAUGUCCAUCAAAGUCUGUCAGUAGGUUUCAGAAUCCUAUAAUUUUAAAUACGUUUACUGUCAUAAAAUUUUUUGUUUAUGGAUUUAAUCCUUGUAUGUUUGAAUAGAAUCUAUUUUUAAAAAAAGUUAUAAAACAAUAUGAGUGCAAUGUAAAAAAAAAACAAUGAUAUUGUUGAAUGUUAUAUUUAAGAUGCUAUAGAAAUUUGUCAACUAUUGCUAGUAGACACUGUCCUUGUUUUCCCCUGCUUUGUCACUGAGAGUUCUCUCUCUUUUUUUCGUGAGGGCCUUGGGUUAUUCAAUGUAGAAGGGAUUUUUUUUACUGUAGAGAGUUUAUCUAUUAUAUAAUAUUUUACACUGGUACAUAUUUUUUUAAUUACUUUUUUUUACUUUGACGUAUAAUUGUACAGUGACAUAUAAAUUUGCCAUAAUUUUUUGCACUCUUGCAAACAAUGUCAGAAGCAAUAGGUUUUUGCACUAAAACUCAUAAUAAAGUUAGAGUUUCGGAAUGAUUAUUAAAUGUAUAGCAAAAAUGGUGAACCUAAAAUGAUAAGAAGAAUAUACAAUAUCAAAACUUACGCUGAAUAAAUAAAUAAAAAUAGUACAGUAAAAAAAAAAUGCUGUUACAUCAAGAUACAUGGUAGACCAUAGAUAAGACAUAAAGCUACCUGAUGAAGUACUUACUUAUGCUUAAGCCCUUUGUUUCAGCGUUAACAUCUAGAAACAUUUUGCGUCAUAGUAGGUCAUUGUGUGAUCAUUUAGCUCGCCAGUUUGAUGUGAUGUGAUUGUGUGAUGAAUUGGGCUAUGCAGUUUGCCAAUGUGUGAUGAAUUGGCCAAAAUUGUUUGAUGAAUCGGGCAGUGCGGUUUUUCAAUGUGUGAUGAAUUUUGUUUUGCAGUUCAUGUAUUGAUUGGUUGAUGUUCGGUUAGGUAAGUUGAUAGUUGGUGGUCAAAUGUAGGCCCCAUAAUUUAGACGAUCUCUUCAUUUAGUUAGAACUCACUCCUCGCUUAGAAAUAACUCACUCUUCUCUUACAUCAUGCCACACAUUUCGUACCUCUUUGUUGUUUCUCCAAACAUUCCCUGUAAACUGUGAAUGAUUUGCUGGGCAAGUCUUUAGAUUGAAGAGAACAACAAAAUAGUAAAAUCCAAUCAGUUUUUUCUUCUGACUCCUGUGAUUGUCCAGUAUUUACUAUUUUACCAUGUCCUAGCAUUACUGCUUUUAAAAGUUUAAAAUUUUUUUAAUAGAAAAUAAUUAAACAGAUGCAAAAUUUGAUUCUUUGAUUGAUAUUUCUCUCUAACUGACGCAGCUUUUGUUGAUGCUUUGAAAAGUGAUGCGAUCUCUACAAAUGAACCUAGUUCAGUAAGAACAUUACUAGUUAAGGAAUUGACUAAGGGAAUUUUUCUCAUUGACUGUUACAGGUUACAUAAUUUUUAAUUUUUUUUUACUUUAGAACUAGAAUGUCUGGCCCAAGAUCUUUCUAUCAACUUGGUAAAAAACCUAGGAUUUCUUUACCAUGAUCUUUCUAUUAAUGUGGUACAAACCUAGUAUAUUUUCAUCAUGAUCUUUCUAUCCACUCUGUUCAGACCUAGGAUGUUUGGCCCAAUGAUCUUUCAGUCAACUAUGAUCUAUCUAUGCACUUGGUCCAUCCUAGAAUGUCUUUACCAUGAUUUUUCAAUUAACCUAAUUUUCAUCUUGUUGGUACUUCAGUAUUUCUAUCAAAGGUACUGCUGUAACCUUCGAUGUAUUCAUAUCUACUCUAUAACCUUAUUUUUUAAAAACUACAGGGUGUUUUAUCAACAUUGAAAGGGUGUUUUUGUUAAAGAAAAACAUUUCAAAGGGUGUUUUUUUGUAACAUUUAAAAGAUGUUUCUGUAACAUUUAAGUUUUUUGUUUUUUUUGCUGUAACAUUAAAAGGGUCUUUCUGUAACUAAUGAAAUGCUGUGUAUCAACUAUACAAAGGUGGGUUCCUAACUGAAAUGUGGUUCAGUUACCACUGAAGGCCUGUUCUUUUAACACACCUAGAGGGUUGAUCUUGUGAAAGAGGAAGAAUGCUUUACCUUCUAGUUAUCUGGUGAAUAUCGCCUAGUCUCUUUUGGACCUAUGUCUUUUUUCCCCCACAUACAAUGAUAAAGAUGCAUAUAUUGUUUUGUAAUUAAUUUUUUAAAGUCUUCUUUUUUUUUUUUUUUAAAUGCCCCAAAACAUCUAAUUUAAUUUUAAAGAAUUUGACAAUCAGCCUCCAUUUUUUGUGUGCAUUCUCUUCAAAAUUCUCAUUUUGAAUCGAAUGUUUUCAUUGGAUCCAUUGCCGCGAUGUGGAAAAGAAGUUAGGAAAUUUGUUUCGUAAUGAAUGCACGGACACUUUAGUAUUAUAAAAAAAGUCAUCAAAGUUCAAGUUUAUGUCUUCAUUGCUGAGAGUAAUACGUUGUAGGUGUGUGCAUCAUACUGUAACUGUAAAUAUCAAGUAUUGGUGGUGCUCUUAGUACGUUCUGUCUAUGUGGAUAACGCUUAACCCUGUCAAUGUUAAUCAAAAUUGAAUUAUCCCUUAAUGACUCGUUGCAUGUCAAUGUUGAUCAAAUUGUUAGUCCUGUCAGUGUUUAUCAACACUGUUAGUUCUAUCUGUGUUUAUAACACUUGAUCCUGUCAAUCUUUAUAACCCACUGUUGUUAAGUACUGUUGGUGGUCAUCGCACUGCUGGUCAUGUCAGACCUGUGAGAUGGCAGUGUCUAAGCCGCCAGUUUUUAAUUGCCAUGUUAGAAAUGUAACUGUCUAAAACAAUAAAGACAUUUUAAAAAAUGACUUGAUUAAUGAUAAAUGCCUUGAUUAAUUACAAAUGACUUGACUAAUAACAAAUGACUUGAAUAAUAUGACUAUUUCUUGUUUACCACAUAUCCAGCCUACUUUUCCUACUGACAAGACUGUGUGCUAGAAAUACCACAUAUCCAGCCUACUUUUCCUACUAACAAGACUGUGUGCUAGUGCUUCAACAAAUCUCUUUUCUAUCAUCUGUUGCACAUAUUGUCAACUGUCAAUCGCUGUAAAGACUCGCCCUUAACAUAGUUUGUAGUAUCCUGCAUGAACUUCCUUAUUACUGGGGGAUAAUAAAAAUAAUCAAAAUAUUAUGUUGUAGCUCCUGUAGCAUUCAGUUUAGCAUUCAUUGUAGCAUUCAGUUUAGCAUUCAUUGUAGCAUUCAUUGUAGCAUUCAUUGUAGCAUUCAGUUUAGCAUUCAUUGUAGCAUUCAGUUAAGCAUUCAUUGUAGCAUUCAGUUUAACAUUCAUUGUAGCAUUCAGUUUAGCAUUCAUUGUAGCAUUCAGUUUAGCAUUCAUUGUAGCAUUCAGUUUAGCAUUCAUUGUAGCAUUCAGUUUAGCAUUCACUGUAGCAUUCAGUUUAGCAUUCAUUGUAGCAUUCAGUUUAGCAUUCAGUUUAGCAUUCAUUGUAGCAUUCAGUUUAGCAUUCAUUGUAGCAUUCAGUUUAGCAUUCAUUGUAGCAUUCAGUUUAGCAUUCAUUGUAGCAUUCACUGGUUUUAUGUUUUGAUUUUUAACAAAAAUUUGUAGUAAUAGAAAUGAUCUCUUGUUUGGCAUAUUUUGAGACAUUGAUUCUUUGUUUGGCUUAGUUUAGGAUUUGAACUAGAAAUGUAUUAUUUUUGGUUUGAAAUGUGAAGCUUACCAAAGUGUAGGUUUUUAGUUCAUUAUGAUUCAUAUGUUUAAUUGAUGAUAUUAUUAUUAUGGUUAUGGCGUAUGUAUAAUGCUGAUUCCGUUGAUUCAUGUUAACCCUGUUUAUGUUAAUUAUGUUGAAAUCAGGGUGUCAUUGCUGUGUUGAAAGCCUUGUUGUAUGUUAUCCUCUGUUGAUGUGAUUAUGCUUAUGCCUAAUGCUAUGCUCUUACGUACACGUGUGUUCUGACAAAUAUGCUAUAUGGAUAUGGAUAUGUUAUCCCUAAUGUUGAUACAGCUUUGGUAAAUGUAUGUGUAUAUGGCCAUGUUAUGUCUUGUGUUGAUAUGGCCAAGUUUUCUAAUGUUGAUAUGGCCAUGUUGUCUAUGUUGAUACAGCAUUGGUAAAAGUAAGUGUAUGUGGCUAUGUCAUGUCCCUUAUGUUGCACCAUCCUAAAAGCACAUUGUUGUGACUUAAAUUUCUAACAUAUUUUAUACAGUAGAGCCUGGCUCGUUAUUUAAUACAACAUUUACAUGAAAAGUAAUAAAACUUGAACACAUAA